AUGGCUGGAGGCCGUGCCGCUAGCAGACACGUCCACCUAAUCCUGCUCCAGGACGCUCAUCGCAAACUGGAUCGCCAGAUUCGGACUUCCAGCAGUCAUCACCUCCGACGGAGGGGCACAGUUCACGUCAGGUCCCGAUUGAUAUUGAAUAUUUUUGAAUGUCAAAGACUCCACAAACAAUCAGUAACAGUGACAGCUUUGGCGAUCAGUCAGGUCCAGGGUGGAGCUUCCUCAGCUGUCAAAGCCAUUCUGUCAGUGCAGCCUGUCACUGAUACUGAUAGGCCCUGUGCUGGAUCUUACCUAUCCCAACAGGGGGCUGCAUCCAGAACCAUGCUGUCUGCCAGCAGUAGGCAGCCAGCAAUCUCAAGGCAGUUGAAAGUAAAACAAUACUGCCAGCUAAUUGCACCACUUCAUCUGGUGGUUGUUAUUGAUCUUGACCACAUUAAUAUCAGUGCUCUCCACAUCUUCGGUCAGUUCAGCCUUGCAGCCCAGGCAUUCUGUCAUGAAAAGAAAUCUGAAUCUCCAAUAGCACUACCACUGGGUGCAAAUUCCUGGCACCAGCCCCCUGAGGCGACGCUCCUCCACCAGCCCUGCAGACCCGGCGGCCGAGUGGCUUGCGGAAGCCCCGCCCACCGGGCCACCCGGCGUCAGCCGACCGAUGCAUCGAUUGCUCGGCUGUGCGCUCGGCGUCGGGUUGGGGUUGGGAGCGGUUGUGGUGGAGGGAUGUCGGGUCGUCGCGCUCUCCUGAGCUCGUCCGGGGUUUAUCGAGUUCUGACUCGCUCUGCUUUCACUGCAAGGAAACCUGACUACACAAAUCCAAAUUGGCUACGAGUUGGCCUGGCAUUUGGCAGUACAAUAGCACUGUGGACUCUGCUCUUCAAGCAACAUGAUCAGGAUGUUCAAGCAUACAAAGCACAUCAUGGAAUCCAAUAAUUGACUGUCUACCCACUUACAAUGAUUCAUGGAAAUUAAAGGAGUGCAUUAGAGAUACAACAGAGUCAAUGAAAUAAAUCAGCAGGAAGAGGAUGCAAACUGCUCAACAAACAAAGCAACCUGAAUGGUGAUUCAUUCUGGAUUAAGCGAAGAAAGUCUGUUUGUUUUUGCUUCACACAUGAUCAACAUUAAAAUAAGUUAUGUAAAAUGGCGAUGAAGCCCUGUGUUGUGAAAUGAAAUGUUCCUGUGGUAAAUAAAUGCAAUAGAAGAUCUAA
Messenger RNA from Pristis pectinata (smalltooth sawfish), 1208 nucleotides. It is a transcript of the gene ndufc1, whose product is annotated as NADH:ubiquinone oxidoreductase subunit C1. The coding region runs from base 1 to 933 and encodes 310 amino acids. The record is from RefSeq and is a predicted model, not a curated record. The transcript has 6 exons. Gene Ontology annotation, cellular component: mitochondrion. NCBI's taxonomy places the organism in Eukaryota, Metazoa, Chordata, Chondrichthyes, Rhinopristiformes, Pristidae.